CUUUUAAUAACACGAGAUUUCACGAGAUUUCAUUUCCCAAGAUGGCUGCCUGAAUGGGAAUAAUUUUUUAGUUCUCCAAAUCUUUCCCAGAUUUUGCCUUCCGUACUGUCGGAUGACCUGUUUAGAAAGUACAAUUUUAAGGUAACCUCUAACUUGCUGCUCAGUGAAGAUGGACAGUUUCAGUCAGUGGCAGGCCGGCUUUAGUAGAGGACCACCAAACCUCCGUCAGCGCCCCCCUCCCCCUUCACAUGGCUCUCAGUUUCCGUUUCAUCACAACCCAAGCUCCGGGCUGCAUGGACAAGUCGGGAUAAGCGCUGGACAACAGCAAGACCAGAACAAUGAUGGUCAGCAGUUCUAUUCGGGUGCGGCCGGUGGGGUACAGACACCGGGACAUGGGUAUGCAAACAUGGAACAACAACAACAGCAGCAUUUUGGAGAAGGUUUUUCUUUUCAUCAGGGUUCUAUGGAUAGCUUAGCAAAUACGCCGUUAUCUUCCAAUCAGGAGCAGUACGAUCAACCUCUAGGUUUUCCCUCAGGACCGCCAAAGUUCGAGCAAACCCGUCACGACAUGGUUCACCAUGCUGACCAUGGUACAAGAGAGGGACAUUUUACCAACAGCACCCCACAGCCAGGUAUGGCACAACGUGGAACAGCUUUUCAACAGAACUUUUCUUCUCCGUUUCCUGCAAAUCCUCCGUUCAACGUCAGUGGAGGCACUUUGGACAGUACAGGAAGGGGUUUUGGCAACAACCAAAUGUCCAUACCACCAGCAUUUCCUCCGCCAAUCAGUCACGAUCAAGACUUUCCAAGUCUAAAACAAAGGCUGCCGAAUGUUCCCCCUCCACCCAUGCCUCCACCGUUUCCUAAUUUAUCAGGACAUCUUCCAUUUACACCAAAUACCAUGCAAACUACACCAAUGCAUCAGCAGGGACUAUCACUGGGCCAGACUUCUCACAGCACACGACCGUCAGACGAGAAGGUACAAGCUGAUGCAGAUAAGGAGUGGCUGUCUACAUGGCUGUCAAACAGAGGACUGGGGAAAGCGAGGACAAAGAGGGAGAAAGCUCCUGCUUUGACACUCCCAGAGGUGAGACAGAAGCUGGCUGAGUGGAGGUCUCUCCUGGACCAGCUGACAGAACAGGAAGCUGUGCUGAUGGAAGCUGUGGAGGCAGAUGACUCCACAUGGCAGGCUGAGAUGGAGACAGCUGCAAUAAUCAAAGACAAAUUAACCAAAGUGGAGAGCCUGUUUGGGGAUGAGCAGUUGCUGACACAAUUGGAACGAAAACUCAUAAGGAUCCAGAAAAAGAGGGCCAGGAUGAGAAGGUUACGGGAAGAAGCCUACAGGAGAAGACAGGAGGAACAGCAGAGAUGUCAGGACAGACAUCAGAAGAUUGACAAGUGGAGAAACAGCAUCCUCCAGAAGGACCUGGAUGCAAAGAGGGAAGCAGAGCUUAAGAAGGAAGUUGAUGACACUCUAUCAGAGGUGCGUAGGAAGCAGUCGGAGGCAACAAAAUCCAUGGACCUGCUGAGGUCUCUGGGCAAGCUGAGGAAACUGAGGAAGGAAGCCAACGAGAGGAAAGGUGUAAAAACAUCAUCAGAGACAGAACGCUUGUUCGAGUGUAAGUUACAAGACUACGUUGAGAUGAUGGACGAUCGGUCCAAGAUGUACGCAGAGGAGGAGAGGAUGCUGAGGGCAGUGGUGGAGGAGGAGCAGGAGGAGGAGAGGGAGAGGUACAGACAGGCCAGGAAAAAGAAAGAGGACAGAGAAGCCAGGAAGAAGGAAGCAAGACAGUUGGAAAUGCUGUUUGGACCUGCAGAUCCCCUGGACACAUCUGACCCCCUGCUACUGUACAGGCAGUACUAUGAGCAGGGUGGUAACAGUGUACAAUCCCUCAUACAUAUCAGGAGAGAGUGGGAUAUGUAUCUUGUGCCAGAUGGCACCAUGGGAGCGACGACUGCACCUGCUGGUUGGGUGGUGCCAUCUGAACCCUCCAGCGAGGGGUGGGCAGGAUGCCUCAAGGAAAACACAGAGUGAUGGUUGGGCCCAAGGAUGGUCCUGGCAAGUCACAGCUGGCCUGCUGAAGUCGACAUGACAAGAAUCCUAAAAUUUUCCUGUGAUUUUGAUGUCAAAGAAAUAGAAGCGAACUUAAGCUGUAGAUGAUAUUGCAAUAAGAUGAUAUUACAUAUAAUAUUUAAUGUACAUCAGGCAUGGUAUCAGGUAUUCUAUUGCUGUAUUAGUCAUUUAAUUGUUAUUGGACAGAAUAAAGUUGAAUUAAUCUGUGUUCACCAUACUAAGUGGUGAACCACAGGCAA
Molecule: messenger RNA, 2313 nt
Organism: Branchiostoma floridae (Florida lancelet)
Lineage: Eukaryota; Metazoa; Chordata; Leptocardii; Amphioxiformes; Branchiostomatidae
Product: programmed cell death protein 7-like
Exons: 9
Coding region: 170-2035 (621 amino acids)
Source: RefSeq, a predicted model, not a curated record